AUGCAGACAGUGAUAAAAAUGGCCGAGCGAUCUCUAUUGCUAUUGUCUUCGUCCCGGGUACAUGGUUAUGGCUUUUUGGAACAUGCCAAAACUGACAUAACUAAUUUUUUCAAUAAACGUAAAGUCCAAACUAUACUCUUUGUACCCUAUGCCCUUAAAGAUCAUGAUAAGUAUACGGCUACUGUACGUGAAGCUCUCACACCAUGGGGUUACAAGGUUGAAGGUCUCCAUACCAAGGAGGAUCCAGUUAAGGCCGUUAACACGGCUGAGGCCAUAUUCAUUGGUGGUGGAAAUACCUUUGUUCUUCUCAAGACUUUGUAUGAAAAUAAUCUUGUGGAUGUGAUAAGGGAUCGUGUUUUAAAUCAUGGUAUACCCUAUAUGGGUAGUAGUGCUGGUACAAAUGUUGCUACAGCAUCUAUUAAUACGUCAAAUGAUAUGCCAGUGGCAUAUCCACCCACAUUUGUUGCUCUCAACUUGGUACCGUUCAAUAUUAAUCCACAUUAUUUGGAAACCGACCCAAAUACCCAACACAAGGGCGAGACUCGAGAUCAACGUAUUAAUGAAUAUUUGGAAUAUGAAACACAAUCACGUGGUGUAUUGGGUUUACGCGAGGGUACUGCCCUGCUGGUGGAGGGGGAGAAGGCUACAUUGGUUGGUGAUAGACGGGCGAAAUUAUUUAGACCCAAUCAAGAACCCGUUGAAUAUGAACCAAAUGCCGAUUUGAGCUUUUUAUUGCAAUAACAAAU
Molecule: messenger RNA, 746 nt
Organism: Musca vetustissima
Lineage: Eukaryota; Metazoa; Arthropoda; Insecta; Diptera; Muscidae
Product: probable alpha-aspartyl dipeptidase
Exons: 3
Coding region: 1-741 (246 amino acids)
Biological process (GO): proteolysis
Molecular function (GO): serine-type peptidase activity
Source: RefSeq, a predicted model, not a curated record